Messenger RNA from Cuculus canorus (common cuckoo), 1037 nucleotides. RefSeq names its product mitochondrial transcription termination factor 4 (gene MTERF4). Lineage: Eukaryota; Metazoa; Chordata; Aves; Cuculiformes; Cuculidae. Gene Ontology annotation, molecular function: double-stranded DNA binding. The transcript is spliced from 4 exons. The coding region runs from base 45 to 893 and encodes 282 amino acids. The record is from RefSeq and is a predicted model, not a curated record. Gene Ontology annotation, biological process: regulation of DNA-templated transcription.
GUCUUUGGCCCCGCCCCCCUUGGCCCCGCCCCUCGCGCUCGGCCAUGGCGGGGCUGCUGCUGCGGGGCUGCGGGCGGGCGGCGGGGCCGGCUCCGAGCUGCCUCCGCCGGUGCGGGGAGGCGGCGGCGCUGCGGGCCCUGGGCUUCAGCGAGGAGCAGGCGCGGCGGCUGCGGGGGCUGCAGCCCCGGCUGGACGCGCAGCGGAGGCGGGAGGCGGCGGCGCAGCUGCUGCUGCUGGGGCUGAGCGCCGCGGCGGCGCUGCGGGUCCUGGAGAGGAGCCCCGCGCUGCUGCGGGACCCGGCGGAGCGGCUGCGGGAGAGGGCGGCGGAGCUGCGCCGCCUGGGGCUGCACGGAGGGCAGCUGGAGCGGGCGCUGAGCCGCUGCCCGCAGCUGCUGACGGUGCCGCGGCGGCAGCUGGCGGCGGCCGAGCGGGUGCUGCGGGAGCAAUGCCUGCUGACGGCCGAGCAGCUGCGGGAGGUUUUGGCGUCGAGCCCCGCCACGCUGCUGGAGGAGCCGCACCGCAUCCACCGACACUUCCAGUACGCGUACUUCAGGAUGGGCGUCCGGCAGAAGGAGAUGGUGAAGGCUUGUCUGUUCCGAAUGCCCUUUGCCGAGCUCAAGAACCGGCACAUCUUCCUGGAGCGCCGUGGACUCUACCAGACCCCACAAAAAGGCCAGACGCAAACCGAUAACCCCAAACUGAAGGACAUCCUUCAGCUCCCAGAGAAAGACUUCCUGGCCAGUGUGGCUCGCUCCACGCUGGAGGAGUACGAGGUCUUCAAGAAGCUGCUGGCUCGAGAGGAGGAGAAGGAAGAAGAGGAGGACAGGGAUGCGGUAGAUGCAGAGGAAGAUGAAGACUCAGACAGUGAAGGGAGUCAGACAGCCCGGGAGUGAGGAGCUGGAGCAGGAUCAGGCAGCCUUGGAUGAAAAGGAGGCAUUUCCAUCUCCGACACCAAUUCUUUGGGAGCAUCCCACUGGCCACGGCUUUCCAUCAUCCCCAGAUGCCUCGGCAGCCGUCGUUCUGGGCUGAGCUCUUUU